Molecule: messenger RNA, 555 nt
Organism: Solanum tuberosum (potato)
Lineage: Eukaryota; Viridiplantae; Streptophyta; Magnoliopsida; Solanales; Solanaceae
Exons: 1
Coding region: 1-555 (184 amino acids)
Source: RefSeq, a predicted model, not a curated record
AUGAUUGAAGACACUUUGGAGGUGUUCGUUGAAGACUUCUCGGUGGUAGGCAACAAUUUUGAUGAAUGUUUGUUAAAUCAUAGCAAGACAUUAGAGAUAUGCGAAGAGGAGAACCUAGUUCUAAAUUGGGAAAACUAUCAUUUCAUGGUCAAGGAAGGCAUAUUGGUCCAUAAAGUGUCUGAAAAGGGUUUGGAGGUGGAUAGAGAGAAAAUUGAAGUUAUUGAUAAGCUGGUUACACCUAUUUCUGUAAAUAAUAUCCGUAGUUCCUUAGGCGAUACAGGGUUCUACCAAUGUUUUAUUAAGGACUUCUUGAAAAUUGCACAUCCCUUGUGUAAACUGUUAGAGAAGGAGAUAAAGUUCACUUUUGAUGAGGCGUGCACCAAAGCAUUUGAAUUUCUCAAGGAGAAGUUAAUUUUAGUUCAAGUUAUUAUUGCUCCAGAUCGGUCGGAAUCAUUUGAGGUAAUGUGUGAUGCAAGUGGUGUUGCCUUGGGGGGUUGUGCUAGGGCAGAAGCGCAACAUCCUUCAGUCGAUAUACUAUGCAAGAAAAGAAUUUAA